AAGGGUUUACCUGAAGACAAACCACCCUGUUCAUCAGAGACUGGACCAGAGUUCCUCCCUGUGGGCAAUUAAAGAUGCUGUUGUCAUGGAAACAGCUGGUCCUGCUGUCAUUCAUUGGCUGCCUAGGAGGUGAGCUGCUCUUACACGGCCCCGUGUUCGUCAGCGAGCCCAGCGACAGCAUGGUCCCCGUCGGUGCUGAGGACAAGAGAGUCACUUUCAACUGCGAAGCAAGAGGCAACCCUUCCCCUCAGUACAGAUGGCAGCUGAACGGAAGCGAUAUUAACCUGGCCGUGGAGUCUCGUUACGAGCUGAACGGAGGAGACCUGGUGGUCAUUAACCCCCACAGGGAUCGAGACUCAGGGAGUUAUCAGUGCUUCGCUACGAAUCCGCUCGGAACCAUCGUCAGCAGAGAAGCAAAGCUGCAGUUUGCCUAUCUUGAAAACUUUAAAACCAGAAUGCGAAGCGCGGUGUCGGUGCGCGAAGGCCAGGGCGUGGUCCUGCUGUGCGGCCCCCCGCCUCACGCUGGAGAACUAUCCUAUGCGUGGAUCUUCAAUGAAUACCCUUCCUUUGUUGAGGAGGAUGGCCGGAGGUUCAUCUCUCAGGAGACAGGCCACCUCUACGUAGCCAAGGUGGAGCCGUCCGACGUCGGGAACUACACGUGCGUGGUGACCAGCGUGGUGACCGCCGCCAGGGUGCUGGGCUCCCCGACGCCGCUGAUGCUGCGCGCCGACGGUGUGAUGGGCGAAUAUGAACCGAAAAUAGAAGUUCAGUUUCCAGAAACUCUUCCGGCCGCGAAAGGGUCCACCGUGAGGCUGGAAUGCUUCGCCCUCGGGAACCCCGUGCCCCGGAUCACGUGGAGGAGGAGUGACGGGCGGCCUUUCCCCAGUAAAAUCAACUUGCGGAAGUUCGGAGGUGUGCUCGAGAUCCCCGGCUUCGAACAGGAGGACGCGGGCUCCUACGAGUGCCUCGCAGAGAAUUCCCGGGGGAGAAACGUGGCCCGGGGGCGUCUCACUUACUAUGGUACCAAGCCUCACUGGGUCCAGCUCAUCGGCGACGUGAGCCGCGUGGAGGAGAGCCUGCGCUGGGAUUGCCGGCCGCGGAAGCCAAGCCCUCCUACCGUGCUGAGGACGGGAGCCCUGGCGCUGGAGGAGCGGAUUCAGCUGGAGAACGGCGCCCUGAGCAUCGUCAACCUGAGCGUGGCGGACGCGGGCAUGUUCCAGUGCGUGGCGGAGAACAAGCAUGGCCUCGCCUACUCCAGCGCCGAGCUUCCGGCCUCUGCUCCGGACUUCUCCGCGACUCCCAUGAAGAAGCUGGUGCGGGCGCAGGUGGGCAGCGUGGUGGGCCUGGACUGCCGGCCCCGAGCCGCCCCCCGGGCCGUGUGCUCCUGGAAAAGAGGCGAGGUGACCGUGCGGGAGGAUGGAAGAUCUCGGAAGCCCUAUAUCCCACGAGCAGCCCGACACCCCCUCACUGAAAAUGCAAAGAAAAGCACGAGCUCAUCGGGCGAUCUAAUGAUCAGGAACAUCCAGCUGAAGCACGGGGGGAAGUACGUCUGCGUGGUGCAGAGUGCGGUGGACAGUGUCUCCUCGGCCGCUGACCUUGUAGUGAGAGGUUCCCCCGGGCCACCAGGAAACGUGCAGGUGGAAGAGAUUACAGACACAACAGCCCAGGUGUCCUGGACAGAAGGCCCCGACAACCACAGCCCCAUCACCUCCUAUUCCGUCCAGGCGAGGACCCCUUUCUCCUUGGGCUGGCAGGCCGCCAGGACAGUGCCUGAGGUCAUUGAUGGGAAUACACACACUGCCACUGUAGUCGAGUUAAACCCGUGGGUGGAGUACGAAUUUCGGGUUGUAGCCAGCAACAGGAUCGGAGGUGGAGAACCCAGUUUGCCCUCAGAAAAAGUAAGAACUGAAGAGGCAGUCCCUGAAGUGCCUCCUUCUGAGGUCAGUGGGGGAGGCGGAAGCCGGUCCGAACUGGUGAUAACUUGGGAGCCGGUCCCCGAGGAGCUGCAGAAUGGCGAGGGCUUUGGGUACGUCGUCGCCUUCCGCCCCCUGGGAGUCACCACCUGGAUCCAGACCGUGGUCACGUCCCCCGACGCCCCACGAUACGUGUUCAGGAACGAGAGCAUCGUGCCCUUCGCGCCGUACCAAGUGAAAGUGGGCGUUUACAACAACAAGGGCGAAGGGCCGUUCAGCCCCGUGGCCACCGUGUUCUCGGCAGAGGAAGAACCUACAGCGGCUCCAGCUCACGUCUGGGCCCACAGCCUGUCCUCCUCGGAAAUUGAGGUGUCCUGGAGCGCCAUCCCGUGGAAGCUGAGCAGUGGCCAUCUCCUCGGCUACGAGGUGUGGUACUGGACCAGUGGAGAGGAGGGCUCGCCACGCAGAGUGAAGGUGGUGGCAGGGGAGACCGCGGCCCGGCUCCACGGGCUGAAGAGCCACCUGGUCUACCACGCAGCCGUCCGGGCUUACAACAGCGCGGGUGCCGGGCCCUUCAGCGCCACGGUGAAUGCCACCACCAAGAAGACGCCGCCCAGCCAGCCGCCGGGAAACGUGGUCUGGAACGCCACGGACGCCAAGGUGUUCCUGAGCUGGGAGCAGGUCAGAGCCAUGGAGAACGAGUCAGAAGUGACGGGGUACAAGGUGUUCUACAGGACUAGCGGCCAGGGCGGCCUGCAGGUGCUGAGCACAAACCGAACGUCGGCUGAGCUGCGGCUGCCCGUCCAGGAGGGUUACGUCGUCCACGUCCGGGCCACGACGGCCGGAGGGGACGGGGCCAGCAGCGCGCCUGUCAGGAUCCCGAGGAGAACCAGUUCGGACGCCAGGGGCUCCCCGUCGGCCAUCGCCAACGUCCACCCCGUGUCACGCUACCUGCCGGCAGUCCUGUGCGUGGCUCAUGCCCUGUGGUGA
Messenger RNA from Myotis lucifugus (little brown bat), 2903 nucleotides. RefSeq names its product contactin-3-like. Gene Ontology annotation, molecular function: protein binding. NCBI's taxonomy places the organism in Eukaryota, Metazoa, Chordata, Mammalia, Chiroptera, Vespertilionidae. The record is from RefSeq and is a predicted model, not a curated record. Gene Ontology annotation, biological process: cell-cell adhesion.